Messenger RNA from Linum trigynum, 483 nucleotides. The record is from the annotation of a GenBank genome assembly. Lineage: Eukaryota; Viridiplantae; Streptophyta; Magnoliopsida; Malpighiales; Linaceae.
CCAGAUCUACGACGACAUGCGAUGACAACCAAUCACAUAGCUACGACGGCAUGCGACGGCGACGAAGGCGACACCGCCCAGAUCUGGGACGGCGGCGGCGGCGACACCCCUCAGAUUUGUGGCGGCAGGCGACGGCGACGACAGCAACACCCCCAGAUUUGCGGCGGCAUACGACGGCGGCUUGCCUCGUCUCUCUUCACGGCACUGGGAGCGAUCGUCGACGGUGGGGAGCUUUCCUCCUUUUUGAUCGUGUCGCCGCCGCCGACAUGUAGGCGAUGCAACCGCCGUUGUCGGCUGCCGCUACCCCCGCCGGCUUCCGUUGCGAGUUGCCGUUGCCGUAGGAGAGACUAGAGAGAGAAAGAGAAAGAGGUGAGGAGUUCGAAGAUGGAGGAGAGACUAGUGAGAGAGAAGGGGUAAGGGAUUAAUUGACGGAGGAGAGAGUAGAAAGAGAUUGGGGUGAGAGAUUAAACUGGGGCUCGUUUG